GAAAACUGAAAGACAUUUAAGACAGCGGAAAUUGUACAGUUCUUUGAAGAAAGAGCCGACGUGGAGAAAGAAGAACAACAGCGAAGAGAAAAUACAAAAAUUCUUUGCCAUCCCAGAGGAAAAUGGCAUCAAUUCAAAAACAUCAAUUACCUUGAAGAGUAUUAAAAGCAUCAGUUCUAGCUCCCUUUCGGAAAUCCCGGACACUGGAAUUGGAAAAUUAGAGGUAGGAAAUCAUUUUCUCUAUAAUAAAAAACGAACUUCAGCCAUGCAGAGGUGUCACUAAAUUGUUAAAAUCUUCGAAUUCCAUUUCAUAGGCUCUGCUAGUCUAAUAAGAUUUCAGGAUUUGUUUUCAUCACGAUCAGUCAAUUUCUCAAAUAGAAUUUAGCUAAUUCUAAUGCUUUGUUUCCAUUUGUUCGCACUGUCAUAGCCAAGUCAUAUUCUUUACGAUGUUGUAAAAUUGCCUGACUCCUUCCGAAAAAAGUAUGCAUAUUAACGACACAUUUAUACACAGUUUUUAAAAUAGAUGUGUUGUGAAAAUACAUCCUCUUCGGAAUAACAUUAGUUUUAUAUUUGCUGAGACUAUAAUUAUCUUUUCUCACGUCAACCUUCACUAGGCCUAUAUAAUAGAAGGUCGUAUUUCCAUCCGCGUAUGCCGUUAGAAAUGACUAAACGAAAACCAUGAAAUUCUGGAAUCCAUCUCAGGCUUUCUACGCUAUAGAAAAUAUGUAAUUAUCUAAUGAAAUGAUCAACUAGAUAAUGAAAAUAUUAAUUAAAGUUAUUUACUACUUUGCUGUUUAUUCUAAACUCUUGCGAGGAAGUGCUCUCGAAAAAACCAGCAAAUUUGAAGACAUUUCCUCAAAACUAUCAAUACAUAAUUCUUAAGAAGUUUACGCAAAUUAGUCCUCUGCAUGUAUCCGUUUCGUGAACGGACUAACAAAUCCAAAUUACAAUCGAUAUCAUGUGUCAAAAAUGAAAUCUUGCAUUGUCUUCACAUUUAGAUAUAUGUUGAUGGCCCGUAUGGAGCACCAGCUGAGCACUUUUUCGAAGCUGAACAUGCAGUAUUGAUAUCCAGCGGAAUUGGCGUGACACCUUUUGCUUCCAUCUUGCAAACCAUUAUGUUGAGGUAUAAGAGUGCAUCACACUCGUGUCCCAAUUGCGAACAUUCCUGGGUUGGAAAUGUACCGUUUUCUUUACGGAAAUUACAAAAG
Paramuricea clavata is the source of this 1208-nucleotide messenger RNA. The record is from the annotation of a GenBank genome assembly. Lineage: Eukaryota; Metazoa; Cnidaria; Anthozoa; Malacalcyonacea; Plexauridae.